Closterium sp. NIES-65 is the source of this 1563-nucleotide messenger RNA. The record is from the annotation of a GenBank genome assembly. Lineage: Eukaryota; Viridiplantae; Streptophyta; Zygnematophyceae; Desmidiales; Closteriaceae.
AUGCCGAACCCAUUCCAGCGGUAUCUGACCGAGCUGCCGAACCCAGAUGGUGGAUCUUUCGGCUCGUAUUACAGCCUCCCGGCUCUCAAGGACUCUCGCAUCGAGCCAGUUCUGUCCCUUACCCUCCGUUCCUUCCUCUCCUCCCCCUUCCUCUUCCUCCCCUCCUUCGCCCAGCUGCCUGUGGAUUUGGUGAUCAACCACCCAGUGCAGGCGGACUACGCGGAGGCGUCCAACCAAGUGAAUCAGGAGUACCUGGCGCGGGUGGUGAUGGAGGUCAACGGGCUGCUCUACCCUGACAGCGUCAUCAGCACCGACUCCUGCUCCACCUUGAUCCAUGGUCUCGGCAUCGUCGGCUGGGACGAGAGAGGGUCUAAAGCCAAAAGUGCCGUGCGCGGGGAGCCCAUAAGAAUGGACCUCCCCCAAGUCGUGGGCGUCAAUAUCACGGGAAGGCUCCGAGCGGGAGCCACGGCCACGGAUUUGGCAAUGGCGUGCAUGAAGAAUCUACCCAGCAUGCUGAAUACAUGUGUGGAGUUUUACGGCGAGGGGACGCGGGAGCUGUCUGUGGAGGACCGGUCGACAGUGGCGAACAUGCUGUCGGGGUUUGGGGCGGCCAUGGGGUUCUUUCCAGUGGACUCGGUGACGCUGCAGCACCUGAGGGACACGGGGCGCGAUGAGGCGAAGGUGAAACAGGUUGAGGCGUACAUGCGCGCCAACCACCUCUUCCUGGACCACGCCACGGCUGGAGAGGCGGAGGCCAAGCCCAACCUGGUCAUUGCUGCCAUCGCCUCCGCACAACCCGUCCAACCUCUUCUCUCAUGCCUCAACCUCUCUGCCAGUGACUCACUGAAUUGUUUCGUCUCUACCACCCGAUCCCCUCUCUUGGUCUCCCUUCCACAGGGCUUCGGCAUCCUCCCGGACCAGCAAGGAAAGAGUGUGCCGGUGACUCUCGAGGAAGGGGUGCAAAUCCAGCUGAAGCACGGGUCCGUGGUCAUUGCCGCCAUCACCUCCUGCACCGGCGCGCUCAACCCGGCGGAAAUGCUGACAGCAGCCUUGGUGGCGAAGAAGGCGAGUGAGAGGGGGCUCCAGGUGAAGCCCUGGGUGAAGACGGGCCUCGCCCCUGCCUCCAACGUUGUCACCAAGUACCUUGAGGCCAGGGGGCUCCAGGUGAAAGCGUAUGAGAAGGUGAGCCUGGCUCCUGUCUCCAACGUGGUCACAAAGUACCUUGAGGCCAGCGGUCUCCUGCCAGCUCUGGAGGGGCAGGGCUUCCACGUGGUGGGGUAUGACUGCACCACGUGCAUUGGAAGCUUGGCAGAGAUUUCAGAGUCUGUUAAGGAGGCCAUUUCUGACAACGGUCUGGUGGCAGCAACAGUGCAGUCUUGUAACGGUACCUCUGAGGGGCACGUGCAUCCUCUCUUUCGGGCUAACUACCUUGCAUCGCCGCCCCUCAUCGUGGCAUAUGCGCUCGCUGGCACGAACUUUGAAGAAGAGAGCAUUGGAUCGGACAAGGACGGCAAGGAGAGAAUGGGGCGGGGUGAUGGAAAGCGGGAGAAUGGUGCAGGGUGA